Coniophora puteana RWD-64-598 SS2 is the source of this 3393-nucleotide messenger RNA. RefSeq lists its product as uncharacterized. The coding region runs from base 1 to 3393 and encodes 1130 amino acids. The record is from RefSeq and is a predicted model, not a curated record. The transcript has 18 exons. NCBI's taxonomy places the organism in Eukaryota, Fungi, Basidiomycota, Agaricomycetes, Boletales, Coniophoraceae.
AUGAAGAAAUCCUUCAAGUUCCGCCUCCCCUCCAACUUGCAAUGGAUACCUGCCAACUGUACUUGGCCCAAAUGGAAGCCAGUGAUCCGUUGCGCGAUGGCGAUGUGGGUUGCUUCACUAUUAUUCCUCAUACCGCGGACGGAGAACAUGAUGGGACAGGCCAGCUUUCUGAUCCUAAUCUCUUCAAUCAUGUCCCCACCUGAAGACCCCUUUAUUGCCGUUGUGGAGCGAGAGUUCCUUAUCAUGUCCCUUACAGUCCUGGUAUGGGCAAGUUGGGUAUGCUUAGGACUCAAGCUAUCCAGCCUCGCCCGGAGACAGAUAGACACUGAAGCGAUUUUGAGCGACAUCUUCGCUGGAUCAUAUGUCGAAGCUGCCCCUACAGUCAUAAUCGGUGUCUUCAUAUUCCUUGGGAUCGUCUUCAUUCUAUUUGUAAGAGCCCGCCGCGGACCUGGGCCUUUUAUUUUCGCCACUCUAUAUGCAUGUAUCAGUCUAGACAUAUCAUUCACUACCGCAUUCCUCUUUCCGUACCCAUACUACACCGUUACCCAAGUUGUCUUCGUUCCACUCGCCCUACACUCCCUCGUCGCUAUCACCUUUGCCGCGAUAUUGUGGCCACAAACCAUAUCUUCUCAGUUCACGGGCCGACUACAGGCGGUCAUUCGACCUUUGGCCACUGCGAUGCGCCAGCAUCGAUCUAUGCUCGAGUCUCCUCCCAUCGGGACUGAUUUUGACCCGAGUCAAGUGUACACAUCUGUAGAGACAGCUGAACGCUCGCUCGCACCUUUAGCCGCUUCGGCUCGCUUGCUCGGGAUGGAUAUCAUAUACGGGCGCUUCGCACCCACGGAUUACCGACCAAUUCAAGACCACUUUCGGCGUCUGACGGCUCGCGCGAACGGUAUGAACAUGUACUUCAGGCUCCACGACCCGAACUGCGAGACGUUCCCCGCUACGCCGGCUCCGUCUAGACCAUCUACACCUCUUCCUUCCAUGCCUUCUACACCGCUCACCGCCAACUCGCGCGCCUCGUCCGUAGAGCGCAGUCCGACCGCUGGACUUGGUCUGCUUUCACCCACCGAGCCACAGCACAAUCACGAAAAAGGCGACACGUCCGCACCCAAUGGUCAUUUGAGCCGUCAAAGGAGCAGCCACCUCUCUCGAAUGUUCUCCACCAGUCAAUCCCACUCCCUUCAUGGCCCGAGACACCGACGUUGCCACAGCCACCAUCCUCCUAAUCACCACGGCCACGGUUCGCACAACAAUAGCAUAAACGGCCUCAACCUACAUGGAAACAGUCAUCAUAGGCACCACCUCUCUUACCGACAUCUUCACCGCUCGUUACAUGACCUCCUAGCCGGGCCAUCAAAGGAGGAGAUCGCGGUGGGCGUGUUCGAGAGCAACCGGUACAUGAACAUCGAGGCGGAGCACAUGAACCAUCCGAACAGGGAAGAGUAUUCCGCGCGGACAUUCGCGCUGCUCCGCGAGUGCUGCGACGACCUCCUGAAGGGGUGCGAGAAGGCGCUUGACGAGACGGCGAACUGGCUCGAGCACGUGUAUGAUAACAGGUUCAAGUUCUGGCGCCGCAAUAUGAAGGGGAGGAGGGAGGAGCGCAGGAGGGAGAAUGUGGAGAAGUUUGAGGUGAUGCUGCAGGAGCUGGCGAGGACGAUUGAGGAGUUCAAGAGCUCGAAGCGGUACAACGUCAUCGAUCCUUAUCGUCCGCUGUUCGAGACUGUGGACGAUAGCUCUUCAAUCAACCUGGAGUACGAUGCUCCGCCUCAUCGCUACCUCUUUCAUUGCUAUGUAUACCAGUACCAUCUGAUGGAGGUGGCUGGGAUACUGCAGGAAAUCCUCAAGGAGAUAAUCCGCCUUGAAAAGACUCGCAAGAGAAAUAAGCUCUGGGUGCCUAUCUUCAAGCUCAUACGCCCUUUUAGCGCAUGGGACACGUCAGAUAUGCUUGAUGACAAUGAAGAAGAUCCUGAUAUCAUCCCUGGCAUGAAACCGCAAUGGAUGUCGGACUUGGGCGAGGUACGGCGGCGCGAUCCCGACGCGCUGCCUCCGUCCAACUGGAUGGAACACAUCAUGAACUGGAUCUACCGCCGCGCUCUUGGCUUUACGGGCGGCAACUUCUUGUUCGCGCUCAAGGCGGGCGUGCUCACUAUCAUCUUGUGCUUGCCAUCCUUCCUCAAGUCAUCUGCGGCAUUUGCAUACAGGAACAAGUUUGCUUGGGGAAUUAUUAUGGGUCAGCUCACUACGGCCCGGUUCCGCGGUGACACCGCGUUCGGUCUCGUCGCCCGUAUUAUCAGCACAUUCUGCGGCGGGAUUGUCGGAACUGUCAUCUGGUACAUCUCCACUGGUUUGGGGCGCGGCAACCCUUACGGUCUCGCGGCUGUUUUCGCUGUGGUUUUCCCGUUCCUAUUCUAUGCGCGGUUGUACUGGCCGGUGCCGUCGAUGGUCAACCUCGUCUUCUUCGUCACGUCGAUGCUCGUCGUCGGUUACUCGUAUCAGGACGAACACCUGUACACGGCCUCGGCGCCCGGGUUUGGGAUCGACGUCGCGUGGCGCCGGUUCGUGCUUGUUACGAUUGGCGUUGUUGCUGCUGCGAUAUUCUCGUUCCUCCCGCCGUCGUGUACGAUCCGGGCGUACCAGCGCCGCGCGCUCGCGACGACUGCGGGCGAGCUGGGCGGUAUUUAUUGCUCGAUCGUGUCGUAUGCGAACGUGCGCCGCGGGACGAAUGUGCAGCAGAUCGUGCAGAGUCUGAUUGCUAUUCGGGCAAAGCUGAACCGCACGAUUGCCCUCAAGACUAACGUUGGUUACGAGAUAUCGUUGCGAGGCAAAUGGCCAGCGGAGCGGUACAAGAAGAUUGUUGAGCUUCAGCUGGAGAUCGCGUACCUUUUAUCUCACCUCAUGUCUGUAGUCGAGCAUCUCGAGCCGGCAUGGUCGCACGCAUUCCUGCAACGGACGCGCAUGCUCGACUCGGACUUCCAGGGAGACGUUCUCGCUGUCAUAAGCAUGAUCACGACCUCGCUCAAGACAGGAAAUCCACUCCCACAGAUCACGCCGUGUCCGCUACUGCAUCGCUACUCACAUCGGCAGCACGGGCUCAAUGUCGUGCACGAGCAGAGCGAGGAGGACUACGGGCUGCCACGGACGCUCAAGCUCGAUACGCUCGAGAAUAUACAGUACUUGGUAUUCUCCGUCGGCGUAUCGACGACGUUCAGCAUCUUCUUGAGGCUGGAUAGGCUUAUGGUCGCGGUGAAACAGCUCGUCGGCGAGCAGUACCACAUCCACGGCGUCGGCGCGCAUCACCCCGGCAGCAGUGCUACGAGUGUGCGGCGCGCGGACGGGUCGGGCAUCGAGAUGACGCCGACGCCAACGAUGGGGUCGCAUCUCGUCUGA